GCUUCAACAGCUAAGUCGCCAGGGUAGUUGAGACAGAGCACCCUGCCUAUCUGUUCGGGCGUUGUUCUUCAGACAGGCCACAUACCAAACACAGAUACAUUACUUUUUAUAUCUGAAAGGAGUAGCCGAUGUAAACAAGGCGGGCAUAGCUCGACCACCACCGCAACCAGUGCCAAUAACUCGAAAGUAUUCCAUUUUGCCUCGUGCAGUGUUUUCCUAAGUGAACUGUUCCCGAAAGCAGCCAAACUGUGGGGUGCCGGCGCUUUUUUCCUUCCUCCUCAGGGAAUGUACUACCCGCACAUGGUCCAGACGGGUAUGACGACGCCGUUCGGCGCGGCCACGCCGGCCGCGUUUCCUGCCCAGAACGGGGAAGUCAAACCGGCCGACGACAAGCCGGCCGUGCCCCUGUUGCCGCCGCCGGCAGGGGCGGCCACAGCGGGCGCCGGCCCGCCCUUCAGCCCGCCGCCCCCGCAACCACCUGCCUCGGCGGAGCCGCCGGCCGUCAGCAUCGCCUGCAGCCCUGCCGCCAUCACGCAGAACCAAGCCACCUACAAGUGCGAGCAAAUACCACAGGAGUCUGAAAAUUCAACAACAGUACAACCCCCCACGUCGGAGGCUUCGGAGAGUUCGAAUACUUCAGCCACGCAGGCAGCUACAGACGCUUCAAAAAACCAGCCGAAGAGGCUGCACGUCUCAAACAUUCCGUUCAGGUUUAGAGACCCGGACCUCCGGGCAAUGUUUGGGCAAUUUGGCCCCAUACUAGAUGUAGAAAUUAUAUUUAAUGAGAGAGGAUCGAAGGGGUUCGGUUUUGUAACAUUCGCAAAUAGUGCUGAUGCGGAGCGCGCACGAGACCGACUACACGGCACCGUGGUUGAGGGAAGAAAAAUAGAGGUUAACAAUGCCACAGCUAGAGUACAAACGAAAAAACCACCUGCACUACCCGCAGUUCCGGUGAUACAAUGGUCUGACGCCACCCUACGAGCUGGUGUAGCGGCAAUACAAAGAGGACGAGCAAGGGCAGCUUAUCCGACAGCGGCAGCGGCAGCAGCUGCCGCAGCAUUCGCGAGGCACCCCACACCCCUCGCUGGAGCUCUACAUGGAUACACACCGGUUUUAAAUACAUUACCUGUAGACGGAAGUGUGUAUUACGACCCUUUCCUGGCGGCACACGCGGCGGAUCCAAAUUAUACCCGACUACAGGCUGCAGCUGCCGCCACACCUCUAUUAAAAACACCUCUAUCGACUGCCCAACAGGCUAGCUACGCCGCGGCCGCGACGUACACUGCAGUUGCCGCACGAUAUGGGGCUGCCCAACCAGUCGCCGGAUAUGCCGCUGUCGCCGGUUAUGGCAGAGACUACGCAGAUCCCUAUCUUGGACAUGGAAUAGGGCCUAUGGCUGGAUAUGGGGCUGCCGUGUACCGCAGUGGAUAUAACCGUUUCACACCCUACUGAACAUAUCUGCAGCUCCAUAAGGCCUACAAACCAUAAUUAAAUACUCAAAACUGUUGUUAUUUGUCUUGUGUACGUAGCACAAAGCAGCACAAACAAGAAAGAGCCAAAGAGCUGUAACUCACUAACGUAAGCCCUUGUGAUAGCCCAGCUAACCCAGCUCUCUAACUUAGUUAAGUCUUAAUUUUUUUUUUUGUUUAUGUAACCCCGUUUCCAUUCACUUAUACCGAGCCAACGGCGCGUUUCCGUCUGCGUCAGAUCUUAAUUUAUGGACCAGCUUAAAACGGACCACAUUCGAGCGCCUUAAAGUAGGCCGACGGUAGUUCUCGUUCAGGCAUGGUAAUACGCUGUAUUGUUACGUGACAAGUAAUCUAGGUAGGGUAUUUUUAACAUUUCUUUAGAUUUUUCUAUGUACUGAUGCGAGGGAGCAUUUGUGAAUCUCGGAUCAUGAUUUGUCGUUAUUAUAUAGAUAGCAUAUCGUUAAUUUAAGGUUAUACCAAAAGCGGUAGCACGUGUUAAACGGAACAUUGCCUUGGGACAUUUCGGAAAGUUAUCUUUCUUUUUGAGAGGUGAAUGUUUAUUUUUGCCGUUCAGUUUAUUUUGUGUAUCUGUUUAUUUCGCGUUAAAUUAAACUAGUAAUAGUGAUUUCUUUGUAUUUUGUUUUGAUGUACGUGAAACGUUUGAGUGAAUAUCGUGCAAUGUUCAAAGCGACGGUUAAAGGAAUCUCGGCAACGGACAGAAAUAUAACCUAUACUAUAUACACAUAAUUUUUAUUUAGCACUAUUGAUAUUAUAUGGAUAUGUUUAGUUUAGUUUUCCUAAUUAUAGGUAAUAUCAUAUUAUUUGACUGCUAGACGUAAAAUUUAAUGUAUAUAUAGAAAUUUUGUAAUAACGUAGAUCUGAUACUGUUAAGUUAGGCAGAGGAUGACAACUUGUGAGUAUAAGUGCAAUGGAAACCGAUUAUUUCCUUCGUGUUUUUCUUUUUUCACUUAGCUCUAUAUUUUGAUACUCUUCAUUUAUUAGACAGGCGUUAUAUGUCUGUAUUACAUAUCGACGAUAUCCCCUCUAUAAUUAGCUCUCUAGAUAUGUACAGUAAGUUUCAGUGAUGAUUUGUUUUAUAAUCGUUUACAUCGUUAGAAGGAUGUGUUUCCCGCGUCUUUCCCGUAGCCGAAACGGCUGCGUAAGUCGUAGAACGGUUAUAUAUCAUCACGGAUUUUUAAACUGUAAACUUUGUGACGUACCCGGAAAUGCAUCCUACUAACGGAAGCCAAUUUUCUCUAGUCGCUGUAUAUAUCAUACACGUACAAAUCAUCCCAUUUAAGAUUUCCUUUUCGGAUGUGUUCACCCAGAAGUUUAUCUGAAUAACGUUUAAUUUUAUCGUCAUCCACAGACUUAUGAAAACCGUUAUAUUGGUACCUUUUUAUGAAUAAAAUUUAGCGAGAGAGGUUCAAACAAGCACAAAUACAAACUGCAUAUUUUGAUUCCAGUUUUUUUGUUUUCGAUUUAAAUAUGAUGUGAGUGAUGAUUAUGUAUGUGAGAAUACAUUAAAAAUAAAAGCAAAGUAAUAACUUAA
Messenger RNA from Anoplophora glabripennis (Asian longhorned beetle), 3021 nucleotides. It is a transcript of the gene Rbfox1, whose product is annotated as RNA binding protein fox-1 homolog 1-like. Bases 286 to 1452 code for a protein of 388 amino acids. The record is from RefSeq and is a predicted model, not a curated record. Gene Ontology annotation, molecular function: mRNA binding. Lineage: Eukaryota; Metazoa; Arthropoda; Insecta; Coleoptera; Cerambycidae. The transcript is spliced from 9 exons. Gene Ontology annotation, cellular component: nucleus; cytoplasm. Gene Ontology annotation, biological process: regulation of alternative mRNA splicing, via spliceosome; nervous system development.